GGCGCCGUUGUCCUCACCUUCUCUUUUCCUGACCUCUCGCCUGUGCAUGAUUGUGAGAUACCCCGAUGGCAGCUAGCGCUCCAUACGGUCUCCGGUUCUCGCCCUGGACACGGUGCCGGUGCCUCUGUACUGUCUUUGCCAGCCAAGGCAUUGUCCGGUCACUAGAAGCAUUUCACAAGGUAUAAGAGCAAGCAGCAAAUGUGCAGGUCAAGGACACAAGUCUUUUGAGGUUCAAGGCUCGACAUGCUCAGUUUCUUCGCGUCUGUUGCUGGAUUUAUCUUGGCCGCCUAUGCUUCCCCUCUAGCACGGCAAGGCAUAUCGACCAUAUCGCAGUCAACCAUCGCGUCUUACAGUCCGUACACGCAAUUCGCCCGUGCUGCUUAUUGCCCAGGUACUGCUACCUGGACCUGCGGUGCGGCUUGCACCGCGAACAGCGGCUUCGUGCCGUACGUGACCGGAGGUGACGACAGCGACACGCCUUACUUCUUUGUCGGUUACUGGCCGAGCGGCAAGGCGGCUGUUGUGGCCCAUGAAGGAACGGAUCCUACGCAAUUCCUGAGCUUGUUGGUCGAUGCUGAUUUUUUCUUAGAAGAUCUUGAUACCACACUAUUCCCAGGUAUCAGCAGCAGUAUUCAGGCGCACAGCGGCUUCCUUGGCGCGCAUUCUCGGAGUGCGGCCUCAGUCCUUUCCGCUGUGCAACAGGUUAUCAGCGAUCACGGUGUGAGCGAAGUUAUCACUGUGGGCCACUCCCUCGGAGGAGCAAUCGCCUUGCUGGAUGCGGUAUACCUUCCCCUCCAUCUCCCAUCCUCGAUAAUCGUUCGUUCGGUACUCUUUGGCCUCCCGCGAGUGGGUAAUCCGGCAUUCGCGUCCUAUGUCGACGCGCACCUCAGCAUUGUUCACAUUACCAACAUGCUUGAUCCUAUCCCUAUCGUACCAGGGGAGUUCCUGGGUUUUGCCCAGCCUCAAGGAGAGGUGCAUAUCCUUGGAGGGACCGAUUGGGUGUCUUGCCCCGGGGACGAUAAUUCGAGUGUGGAUUGCUCAACCGGAGCUGUCCCAACAAUCUUUACAAGUGACAUUGUGGAUCAUCUUGGGCCAUACAACGGCAUCUGGAUCGGGACCCUCUAUUGCUAA
Molecule: messenger RNA, 1131 nt
Organism: Dacryopinax primogenitus
Lineage: Eukaryota; Fungi; Basidiomycota; Dacrymycetes; Dacrymycetales; Dacrymycetaceae
Product: alpha/beta-hydrolase
Exons: 5
Coding region: 244-1131 (295 amino acids)
Biological process (GO): lipid metabolic process
Source: RefSeq, a predicted model, not a curated record